Messenger RNA from Exophiala mesophila, 1337 nucleotides. RefSeq lists its product as uncharacterized. NCBI's taxonomy places the organism in Eukaryota, Fungi, Ascomycota, Eurotiomycetes, Chaetothyriales, Herpotrichiellaceae. Bases 134 to 1171 code for a protein of 345 amino acids. The record is from RefSeq and is a predicted model, not a curated record. Gene Ontology annotation, biological process: mitochondrial respiratory chain complex III assembly. The transcript is spliced from 2 exons. Gene Ontology annotation, cellular component: mitochondrion.
CAUAUUGUUCCCUGAUCUCAGUCGCACUCCACACUUCUGUUCUCAAGAUCGAAACUCACCAGACGGAGAACUCUGUAUACAUCCACCCAGCCAGACGCGCAAAGGUGUCAUUCAUCCAGGGUCCCCUCCAAUCAUGAGCUUCCAUGUCUGCUCGCAAUGCAUGCGAGCUUUGCGACAACAUGCUCGUAGCGAGGCCUUCACUCUACCCAAGUCCUUGAACAUCCACCCCCGACAUUUUUCCAAAAUGACUCCUCACUCGAAAAGCCCAGAUCAGCCAGCGGCACCAAAAUCACAGUCGAACAAACCUGUGAUUCCGCCGUCAAUGGCAUCAACAGUGACUACAAAUAUUGCGGCAGAAAAUCCAGAGGUGUCUAAACAACAAUCCGAGCCUGCCUUGAAUUCAUCUUCUCAGCCCAAUGUCGCAGCUAUGCAGAAACAAAUCAUGUCCAGCCUCGGUCAGAAAGAUGAUUUGGCGACCAGACUGGCCAAAGGAUUGCGCAAGACCGCCAAGAGCACGACCGAGUCCUAUAUCACUUACGGCGUAACGGAAGCCAUCUUCAAUUCUUGCGCAGCCCAAGCAGAUUAUACCAUUCCAGAAGACCAACGGAUGAACAUCCUGACUGGAAAGGGCCCCCCCAAAACUGCAGACGAUGUGGAUCUAGGUCAACCACUGGGAAACUCCUGGUGGUUCAGAACUCUCGAUCUCCCUCCGACAUUUUCCACUUGGUCACAAGUCACCUUUCUGCACAUGUACAUCAUGACGGUGCGAUUACGCAACCUCGAAACACCUGCUGCGUUCCGCGACUAUCAACGAUAUCUCAUCGAGCACUUCUCCAGCACCGCAGAGGAUAAGAUGAUUCUCCUGCACAACAUGUCUGCUCGUGGUAUUAGAAACAAAUACCUCAAGGAUCUCUUUUGGCAAUGGCGAGGCGUUCUGGCCGCCUAUGACGAAGGACUAAUCAAGGGUGAUGCAGUGCUGGCAAGUGCCAUCUGGCGCAACCUUUUCCGAGGAGAUGAGAAUGUCGACUGGGACAAAGUUGCUAAAGGGGUGGCGUUUACACGCAAAGGAAUAGCCACGGUUGCAAAUCUCGAUAUCCAGACGAUUGUCGACCAGUCGGUUGCAGAAUCGAAUUGGUGGACCAAGGUGCAGCAAGGUCUUCCGGAGCCUUGAAUUGGCAUAUCAUGAAGGGUUGUGGUUAUUGAGACCAAAAAUGCGGAAUGAAAUUCUUGCAAUGCUGGAAGGGGAUUCCUCUGUUCACGGAGAUUCUUCACUUGUAUUUAUAUAUGACAUGGCUAGGUUGUCAAAACAAACACACCCCAUUCAGGCCCAGGGUUUC